Messenger RNA from Oryza sativa Japonica Group (Japanese rice), 1097 nucleotides. Its product is annotated as plastid division protein PDV1. The record is from RefSeq and is a predicted model, not a curated record. Gene Ontology annotation, biological process: chloroplast fission. Lineage: Eukaryota; Viridiplantae; Streptophyta; Magnoliopsida; Poales; Poaceae.
AUUUCGGGAAACUCCUCUCCCUCCAAAGAGCUCCAAAAUUCUCGAAAACACCUCGCGACGCGGAAGGAGGCAGUUGCGAAGAUUCUGGAACCUUCGGGAGCUAGGGUUUCCGGGAUGGAGCCCGAGGAGGCGGAGGCCGUGCUGGAGACCAUCUGGGACCUCCACGACAAGGUCAGCGACGCCAUCCACGCCCUCUCCCGCGCGCACUUCCUGCGCGCGGUCCGCCGCCACAGCAAGCCCGCGGAGGGCCUCGUGCGGGUCAAGGGCGGCGACGGCGUCGACGAUGAGGCGGCCGCGCUGGACGCGGUGGCCGAGGAGGCGAGGAGCCUCCACGCCAUCCGCGCCGCGCUCGAGGACCUCGAGGACCAGUUCGAGUGCUUCCUUGCUGUCCAGUCACAGCAACAAGCAGAACGAGAUAUUUCACUAGCAAGGUUGGAGCAAAGUCGUAUUAUGCUUGCAAUAAGAUUAAAUGGACACCGUGGGGUGAAUAAGAAAAUUAUAGAUGAAGCUUUGGAUUUCGUGCGCAAUGUCUGCCACGGUGUAUGGCCUUCUCUGUCAAUAAACAAGCCUGCGAAACUAGGAAGCCAUUCUGGUGCUGACAGCAAAAAUGCCAAUUUCCUGGGGCAGAUGGUAGCUUCUAGCGUUGCUUUGGCUAGGAACAGUUUCAGUAUCAAAACCCUUGGUGGAUUAUUGGGCCAUACUGGAGUGUUAGCUAUUGGCAUGAUAACACUGCUGCAGUUACAUUGGUUAUCCUCCGGACAACAGAGCCCAUCAACUUGUAGAUACAGCUACAAGAUGAUCAGCCAAGAGAGUUCAUCACAGUUUGAAACAGCUAUGGAUACCAGAAUAAGUGAUCUCGAUGUGUUCUUAGCAAGAGGUUGAGGGGUCAUGUUGUUUGUACAUGUUUCCUGUAGUAUGUACUCGUAGGAUAUCAUGGCAUUUGUGCUCUUCUGCUCAUAGAAUUGUCAGUUUAGGUACCUAUCGCAUUCGCUUAGGAGUAGAUUUGUAGCCUGUUAUCAUCUCUUGUCGUUGUAAGGGAACACUGUAUUUGAUGUUUUCGUAUUUGUGGGCGUGGUGUUUAAUCCGUUUCUUGAUAA